ACAGUCUGGUCGCAUCAAGGGAAAUGAAUGACGACGUGGCCCUAAACGAGAUAUACAGUAAAAUCCGUCCACGGAAGAGGAAUGUGAAGGCAGAUUCAGGGAUCCACAGUGCACCCCGAAGCUCACUGAGCAGCGAUGACUCAAUGGCGUCCCAAGGCAUCGGCUCACCAAUGAAUGACAGUUUGAUCAUAUCACGGGAAACGAAUGAUGACAUGGUCCUAAACGAGAUAUACAGUAAAAUCCGUCCAUGGAAGAAGAUUGUGAAGGCAGAUUCAGGGAUCCACAGUGCACCUCGAAGCUCACUGAGCAGCGAUGAUUCAAUGGCGUCCCAAGGCAUCGGCUCACCAAUGGAUGAGAGUCUGAUCAUAUCACAGGAAAUGAAUGACGACGUGGUCCUAAACGAGAUAUACAGUAAAAUCCGUCCAAAGAAGAGGACUGUGAAGGCAGAUUCAGGGAUCCACAGUGCACCCCGAAGCUCACUGAACAGCGACGACUCAGUGGCAUCCCAAGGCAUCGGCUCACCAAUGAAUGACAGUCUGGUCAUAUCAAGGGAAAUGAAUGACGAUGUGGUCCUAAACGAGAUAUACAGUCAAAUCCGUCCAAAGAAGAGGAGUCUAAACGCAGACAGGACUCUAGGUGAAGAAACAGAUCACUAAAUAUUCUGUUUCUGUCAUGACUGAAAAAAAAACGUAUUACCAAGAUAAGAAUCUAGUGACUUAGCUCAAAAACAUAUUAUGUUUUGUCAUCAGUUUUGUCUGAAUGAACGUUAAGGCUUUCAGCAUUCAGCUUCAUAGCCAGACAUUUUGUUUUUGGUUAUUAAAUCAGGCUGCUCACAGCUAAGUAAUGAAUAGCAAGAGCAUGUACCUAUGGUAGCCAAUGCGUUAAAGUAUCACCAUGUACUGAGAAGUGAGGAAAUUGUAUAUUAUGCUUUUGCAGCAUCAAGGGUUUUAAAGUCCUAUAUGUUUUCAGCGAACAGUAUUAAAUAACUCUUCUGCAAAUAAAUAAAUAGGCCUAAUAAAAUAAAGCUAAGAUGAUGCAAGUGCAUCAAAUAGUACAAACAA
Molecule: messenger RNA, 1061 nt
Organism: Carassius gibelio (silver crucian carp)
Lineage: Eukaryota; Metazoa; Chordata; Actinopteri; Cypriniformes; Cyprinidae
Exons: 4
Coding region: 24-656 (210 amino acids)
Source: RefSeq, a predicted model, not a curated record